AUGGCAAGGAGCCGACCUCAGUGGCGUUCAUGCUGCUUCAUGAUGGUGCAUACUCGUCAUGGAUUCCCCAUACUACUUUUUGGCUCACGGAUUUUCCGACGUCUUCCGUUCCUUUUACCUCUCUGCAUUAUCUCGUGGGUGGCCUUGUGCAUUUAUGCGAUCAAACUGCUUUCCGUCGCCCUGUUUCACGACAGUGACAACUCUGAUGCAUCAGCUAUCAGGGACGGUGAGGAGCUGCGUCUUGCUAAGUCGCUAACGAAAAUCAACGAAUGGAAACAUCGUGGCGAUUUUCUUCCAUUCCGUUACACACUGCCACACCAUACCGGAUUCACUUCUCUGCCUGGUGUCACAUUUGCUAUCCUCUUUCCAAAUAGGAGACGUCACCAAAUCGACUCAUAUGAGCCAUCCUACUGCAUUGAGUCGCUUACACGCCUGUUGAGUGCGAUCGAAUAUGACCUUACCACGUACGGUAGACGAUUCUCGUUCAUUAACAUCACUUUGUGCCCCACUGAAGAUCGGUUGGAUGAUUUUUCCGAGCUUAUCGAGGUUACGUCUCUGCUUCCGAAGGGCUCAGUGAAACCGCGGUUACGAUUAAUGGAUAACCUCUCACUGGCUUGUCGCACCGUGCUCGAUUCCGGAAGUUGUCUGCUACAGUCGGCUGUCUCCUCAAACACAAGCUACAUCGUCUUAUUCGAGGAUGAUAUGAUGAUUGAGGAGUACGCUCUGAAUCAGCUGUGGACACUUUUUCAACACUUUAACUCUCAAAAAAAUAUCUCUUCUCCCAAGGCUGGCAGUAGUUCGUCAGAGCACUUCACGCAGCUUCAUAUGUAUUACGAUCAGCUGCAAUUUAGCAUUUACGAUUUCCGGAGCUUACUCGAGCUUUUCGCCUCUGGUGCUUUCUUGACAUUUGUGUCAUUCGGCCUCUGUUUGCGUCGCUGGUAUCGACCCUUCCUUUUUCGCUACAAUUGCCUACUUUUGACCAGUACUUUUUUCGUGUGUACCCUCAUUGCAAGUCUGUUUGGUAGGUCUUGGUGGCUCCUUUUAUGGCACAAAUUGUUCACUUUUCAGUCCAUUUUUGUGUCAGACGAUCCAUCGUCUCAUUCCACCGGUUCCUCAUUUUUACUCUCAGUCCGAUUGGCUCGUGGGUUGGGUCAUUUCCUCCACACUCUCUCCUGCACAGAGCUGGAUCAGUACGAUCCACCUGUCAAAUCCCGAUUGAUCCGUCGAUAUCUAACGACGCAUCACGUCCAAACGUUCGGUACCUUCCCAAAUCUGUUCAAACAUGGUGGCCUCUACUCAUUCUACCGACAGAAUGCGAUCAAUCCUCGUGCCGUGGAGUGGUAUUAAUGGUGAAUGUAUUCCCUGUAAUUGGGCCCCUUCUCUCCAUCGUGUUGUUUGCGUGCAUUGCACGCUCUGGCAGCUUUUCUCACACGAUGCAUUCCACGCUUAUCACUUACACGCAUCACCUGCACUUCCCAUAGCUGCUUAUUUAGGUAUUUAACCUUUCGGCCGGAUGAUGUCAUAUACUUACUUCAAGAAGUCAUUCCUGUCUGUUGGCGUCACUCAGUCACUGCGGAGCAGCCAACGCACAUCAUGUCAAUGGCGGAUGUCUAAGUCCACAUCCGUAUUUUUCUCAAGAUCACUAAUCUUCACUUUAAGACAACGCGCCUCAUGUUCCACAUCACAUGUGGACGGAUUAUUGCGACGUUUUCCAAGUCCUCAAGGAAGUGGCUGCCAUAGCCCACCACAGAUCAAUCGGCGGCUAGCAUGCGCGUUAAGUCAGUAUGCUGCAACACACAUCGACACCACCGAACAAACAAUCUCCGAGCGUUGUACGCAACCGCAGCCAAAUUGAUGGCCAGGUCUGACCACUAUCAUCGGGUUUCGCCCGAAGUGAGGCAUGGCCCAACACUACCGAUAACGUUCCUUUUGGAUGUGAUGUUCGCUGAUACGAGACCGAUUUGUUGUCGCAUAUCUAUACGACCUCACCAAUAGUAUUACUUCUCAGUUGCCAUUGAUCUUUACUGUGUGCUACCUCACUCGGCCCACUUUGUGGCGAAAUUUCCGUGUUUUUUUUGCUGGUAUCCAGUGUGUUGGCCUAAGCCAUGUCUCAGGUUUUUUCGCUAUUCUGGUUCAUAAAAGUGCAUUUACCGC
Messenger RNA from Dicrocoelium dendriticum, 2154 nucleotides. NCBI's taxonomy places the organism in Eukaryota, Metazoa, Platyhelminthes, Trematoda, Plagiorchiida, Dicrocoeliidae. The record is from the annotation of a GenBank genome assembly.